AUGAAUGUGGCAGACGGCGCAGGAUUCACUCGUUAUGAAAUGUUUACAUUAAUUGCAAGACUAUCGAUAGUUACCGCUAUCGGUUUUUUCAGUAUGAAAUGGAUUAUGAGUCAAAUAGAUCCAAUGUCAAAAGCUAAGAAAAAAGCCAAAGAAAAGGCUCAGGAACAGUUACGAAAAUUUGAAAAAACAAGUGGAGUUAGUUUCUCUAUUGACACUAGUCAAUUAACUGACUAUGAAAUGAUGAUAGCUACUCAUUUGAUUGAUCCAAAAGAUAUUCCAGUUUCAUGGCAAAAUAUCGCUGGGCUUGAUUCAAUUAUUCAAGAGCUCAAAGAAACUGUUAUACUUCCUAUAAAAAGAAAGGAACUUUUCGAAGAUUCUAAAUUAACACAAGCACCAAAGGGAGUACUUUUAUAUGGGCCACCGGGCUGUGGAAAAACAAUGAUUGCAAAAGCUACAGCCAAAGAAAGUGGCACUUGUUUUAUAAACUUGGAUUUGAGUAUUCUUACUAAUAAAUGGUAUGGUGAAAGCCAAAAGCUAACUGCUGCUGUAUUUUCUUUAGCUGUGAAACUCCAACCAUGUAUUAUUUUUAUUGAUGAAAUAGAUUCAUUUUUACGAGUUCGAAAUACACAAGAUCAUGAAGCUACUGCUAUGAUGAAAGCGCAAUUUAUGUCUUUAUGGGAUGGCUUAAUUACUGAUCCAUCAUGCACAGUAAUAGUAAUGGGAGCUACUAAUAGACCUCAAGAUCUAGAUCAAGCCAUCCUCAGACGUAUGCCAGCCACAUUCCAUGUGGGAUUGCCAACUGAACAGCAACGUAUACAAGUUUUGAAUUUAAUAUUGAGACAAGAACCAAUUGCUGAAGACGUAGACAUUCGAAUGAUUGCAAAAUUAACUGAAGGAUUCUCCGGAUCUGAUUUACAUGAAUUAUGUCGAACUGCAUCCUUAUAUCGAGUUCGUGAUUACUCACGAGAUCAUCCCAAUUCUUUCGCAGACAUGCUCUCUAACAAAAGUACCAAUGAAGAAGAAUAUCAUGAGUCACUGCGUCCGAUUUUACAAGAAGAUUUAACAACAGCAUUUAAAAGAAUGAGAAUGUCAAAAGUACAAACGGGUGGUUUAAGUAAUAUGUCAAAAUUAGAUUUAGAUUAAUUACUUAUUAAGAGGAAUUAAUAAAUAAUAUCAAUAAAAUACGUUGAAAACCUCACAGAGGAUGAAGAUCACUUUUUCAUGUGUUUGUAAAUUACUAGGUUUCUUAUAGAUAUUUAAUUGAUUUUUUAAUUUUUUUUUGUGAACACGUAUUUUUACUGUUGAUAGUACGAUUUUUGAUUCUUUAAAAGUUUCAUACUCAACAUCGAUUGUCGUAUGAACGUUAACAAUAAAUUGAUAUAUAAAAUGUACUAAGUAUGUAAAUAAAUUUAUGAUCAUUUGGCGAAAAAUGGCAAAGCCUAACUUGUUAAGCAACAGCAAAUUAAAUAUGAUAGCUACAUACAAUUUCAUUUAA
Molecule: messenger RNA, 1495 nt
Organism: Chelonus insularis
Lineage: Eukaryota; Metazoa; Arthropoda; Insecta; Hymenoptera; Braconidae
Product: ATPase family AAA domain-containing protein 1-like
Exons: 6
Coding region: 1-1143 (380 amino acids)
Biological process (GO): extraction of mislocalized protein from mitochondrial outer membrane
Cellular component (GO): mitochondrial outer membrane
Molecular function (GO): ATP hydrolysis activity; ATP binding
Source: RefSeq, a predicted model, not a curated record